AUGUCUCUCAAGGCCGAUAUUUACCCAUGGUCAGCUGUAUGUUGGUCUCUCUGGCGCACGCUUCAAGAACGGUCUCAAGGUUUUGCUGGAGGAUUCAGAGGAGGGGAGAAGAGACUCAGGGAGUCCAUCUCCACAGCUCCGUAUGCUUCAAUGCAUGCAUUGAGGGCGAUAACACCUUCACUGAGAAAUUGGUCAAAACAGGGACUUUACUUUGAUAGUGAUAGUGAUAGGAUGGGUUGGGUAUUUAACCAGCGACCGGCGGUAUGCAGUAACCGCCGGUUAAUAGGCCUUUUAGCACAGUGGUUUAGACCACUGCCUCUGAAGGGCACUGUUAUAUCGUCCCAAUGCUGGUUAGUUGGUCUCGUGACACAGAUUCACAAAGAGCAGAUUGUGAGGAAACUGUUGACUCUACUCUUCGCAGCUGCCCAUCCCCAGAUCCCAAUCUCGAGUCCUCCCACAACUUAG
Tremella mesenterica DSM 1558 is the source of this 465-nucleotide messenger RNA. RefSeq lists its product as uncharacterized. The transcript is spliced from 5 exons. The record is from RefSeq and is a predicted model, not a curated record. Bases 1 to 465 code for a protein of 154 amino acids. Lineage: Eukaryota; Fungi; Basidiomycota; Tremellomycetes; Tremellales; Tremellaceae.